CAUCCCAAACGGAAGGUGGUUGUUGUCGGUGCCGAAGCUUGUGGGAAACUGGGGGUCGGGCCCUGCUGUCGUUGUUUGUCGCCGCGGCCCCGCUUCCGGGCUAGGCAGUUCCUGCCCGCCCCCGCCCCGCCUCCCUUGAGACCCCUCCGUCCCGGGCCCGGCUCCCCGCCCCGCUCUUCACUCCCCGCUGCCGCCCCGGCCCGCAGUGCGGCCCCGCCGCCACCAUGUCCCUGCACGGCAAACGGAAGGAGAUCUACAAGUAUGAAGCGCCCUGGACCGUCUACGCCAUGAACUGGAGUGUGCGGCCAGACAAGCGCUUUCGCCUGGCGCUGGGCAGCUUCGUGGAGGAGUACAACAACAAGGUUCAGCUUGUUGGUUUAGAUGAGGAGAGUUCAGAGUUCAUCUGCCGGAAUACCUUUGACCACCCAUACCCAACCACAAAGCUCAUGUGGAUCCCUGACACAAAAGGCGUCUACCCGGAUCUGCUGGCGACCAGCGGCGACUAUCUCCGUGUGUGGAGGGUCGGUGAAACAGAGACCAGGCUGGAAUGUUUGCUGAACAAUAACAAGAACUCUGAUUUCUGUGCUCCCCUGACCUCCUUUGACUGGAAUGAGGUGGAUCCUUAUCUUUUAGGUACCUCAAGCAUUGACACGACUUGCACCAUCUGGGGGCUGGAGACAGGGCAGGUGCUGGGACGAGUGAAUCUUGUGUCUGGCCACGUGAAGACCCAGCUGAUCGCCCAUGACAAAGAGGUCUAUGACAUCGCGUUUAGCCGGGCUGGGGGUGGCAGAGACAUGUUUGCGUCUGUGGGUGCUGAUGGCUCCGUGCGGAUGUUUGACCUCCGUCAUCUGGAACACAGCACCAUCAUUUAUGAAGACCCACAGCAUCACCCAUUGCUGCGCCUCUGCUGGAACAAGCAGGACCCUAACUACCUGGCCACCAUGGCCAUGGAUGGAAUGGAGGUGGUGAUUCUGGACGUCCGAGUUCCUUGCACACCUGUUGCCAGGUUAAACAACCACCGAGCCUGUGUCAACGGCAUUGCCUGGGCGCCGCAUUCAUCCUGCCACAUCUGCACUGCAGCGGAUGACCAUCAGGCUCUCAUCUGGGACAUCCAGCAAAUGCCCCGGGCCAUCGAGGACCCUAUCCUGGCCUACACAGCCGAAGGAGAGAUCAACAAUGUGCAGUGGGCAUCGACCCAGCCCGACUGGAUCGCCAUCUGCUACAACAACUGCCUCGAGAUACUCAGAGUGUAGUGUUGGUGGUGCACGCCACGGGGCAGGGGCUUGUGUUCCCGCCUCUGCCCCACCCCCAAAGUAAGAAGAAACCUGUUUCCGGUGGCCAGUAUGUCUUGUUGCUUUGCACCCACUGUUACCAGAAGCUGCUCUAGGAGUUCCUGGCCAGUCACCCUGUCGCUCUCCGUGCUGGACUCAGUGCUGUGUGGCGCCUCCUCGGCCCAGGGCUGAGUUUUAAGAGUUUCUCUCUUCCUUGCUUCCUUGAUUAAAAGUUUCUAUAUA
This is a messenger RNA of Lepus europaeus (European hare), 1514 nucleotides long. It is a transcript of the gene DCAF7, whose product is annotated as DDB1 and CUL4 associated factor 7. Bases 225 to 1253 code for a protein of 342 amino acids. The record is from RefSeq and is a predicted model, not a curated record. Gene Ontology annotation, molecular function: protein binding. Gene Ontology annotation, cellular component: nucleus. The transcript is spliced from 7 exons. Lineage: Eukaryota; Metazoa; Chordata; Mammalia; Lagomorpha; Leporidae.